UUGGUUACAUAUAUUAUAUGUAGUAGUACGUUUGUGCAAAGUUCGCAACAUUAAAAGUGAUCGUCCGUCCGAUAUUAUUCUGGACGGGCACAAUAUCUGUUAAAGGAAAAUCAUAUAGUGGAAAUAAUUGUGAGGAAAAGCUAGAGAGCAUCUUCCCUUUUGCAUGGUUAGCCAGCCAAAUGCAUGGACACUUUCAAAGUUCACUUUCGCAAGUGACUUCCCUACACAUGUUGCACACUUAUUUGAAAGGAAUUUCAACCUGUACUUGUAGUAGUACUUUCCUUCGACACAAAUAUUUUCCACUUAUAAUUUAUUUAUUAAGUUAAACAUGUCAUUGGAGAUUAGGAAAUACAAAGCUGUCUUAGAUAGUGUUCUUCAUGUCCAGCAGACUUCAAGGUGAAUAUAUCUAACUUUCUACAUUUGAAAAAAUGAAACUAUAUCAUAUGCACUUGAAAAUUUGGGCAGCCAAGUUCCAGUUCAAUAACAGUUUCAAAAUGGCAAGUCCAAUGAAGAGAUUUUCGCCCGAAGCUGCAAGGACCUAAUUAUGGGGCAACUUGUCUUUACAUUGUGGUCAGGUCACCGUUGCCACGAAUCAGAAUGCGAGUGAUACCAACUUCUCAAGGUAAAUUUAAUCCUAAAGCUGUUAAUAUUGUUGCUAGUGACGAAACUGCUCUUGUUAGUGAGAGAUCUGGUGUUGUGAAUGAGAAAUCUGGUAAUAUUGUUGCUAGUGACGAAACUGCUCUUGUUAGUGAGGGAUCUGGUGUUAUGAGUGAGAAAUUUGGUGUUGUGCGUGAGAAAUUUGGUGUUGUGAGUAAGAAAUCUGGUAAUAUUGUUGCUAGUGACGAAACUGCACUUGUUAGUGAGAGAUCUGGUGUUGUGAGUGAUAAAUCUGGUAAUAUUGUUGCUAGUGACAAAACUGCUCUUGUUAGUGAGAAAUCUGGUGUUGUGGGGAAGAAAUCUGGUGUUGUGGAGGAGAAAUCUGGUGGUGUGGGGGAGAAAUAUGGUAAUAUGGGGGAGAAAUCUGGUGUUGCGGGAAGAAAUCUGGUACUGCUGAUUUUUCUGACACUGAUUUUGAUUAUGGUGAUCACUUCGAUCAUGACUUUGGCCAUGAACUCGACCAUGACCACGAGGCAGGGGUGGCUCAAGGGUGAGGGUAUCAUGUUGGGUCUGCUUCUAUCUCUCGUGGUUGAUAGUCGUCAUCAGCAUAGUAUCGAGUUUCCAGGGUUAGCACGAGACGUUUGUUGCCUUGAAGACUUCCUAUUUUAUGUCUUACUAUUCCUAUUCUGAGACAUAGAUAGAUUUAUGUAUUAUUAUCCCAGACUUGUAUAUUUUCAUUAGAUGCUUUUGUAUAACUUAGACUAGACCCUAGGGAUAUUUUUCUUAUUCCGCACUAUUUUAUUAUAUAUUAUUGUGAGAC
Messenger RNA from Lycium barbarum (goji berry), 1417 nucleotides. RefSeq lists its product as uncharacterized. The transcript has 2 exons. Lineage: Eukaryota; Viridiplantae; Streptophyta; Magnoliopsida; Solanales; Solanaceae. The record is from RefSeq and is a predicted model, not a curated record. Bases 598 to 1287 code for a protein of 229 amino acids.